ACCGGAAAAGGAUGCAGACGUUGGAUGCCGUCCGGCUUGACGCUGGUUGCUAAUGUUCGCGCUGUCAGCCACGUCACCUCCCCUGAAUUAACUUUGCUCCCAGGCGGGCCCAGUCACAGCUGAGUUGGUGAGUUCUGUCAGUGGACAUCAUAUCUGUUUUUGUUAUCCGCAGGCGUUUAGAUAACGAGCCACCGAGCAGACAGACAGACCCGGAGUCCACUGUUCGGCUGUUAGCUUCUUCUUCUUCUUCAUCUCCUCGUUUAGUUUUUUAACUCGUCUGUUUCUGCGCUCGUGUGUUCGCUCUUCUUCUUUUUUUCUUUUUUGUGGCCAAGCAACUCUGCCCCGUCUCCCGAGGACUCCUGAGGCCUUCGAGGAGUUGCUUUAAGGUUUAGUAAUUAAGGCGGAAACCAGACAACAUGAACAUCUUUCGUCUGGCGGGUGACGUGUCACAUCUGGUGGCUAUCAUCAUCCUGUUGCUGAAGAUAUGGAGGUCCAAAUCCUGCGCUGGCAUCUCUGGGAAGUCUCAGGUGCUGUUCGCCCUGGUCUUCACCACCAGAUACCUUGACCUGUUCACAGUCUUCAUCUCUGCCUACAACACAGUCAUGAAGGUGGUGUUCCUGGCUCUGUCCUAUGCCACCGUGUACCUGAUCUACAUGCGCUUCAGGAACUCAGACAACUCUGAGAAUGACACGUUCCGCGUGGAGUUCCUGUUGGUGCCAGUGAUCGGGCUCUCCUUCCUGGAAAACUACGCUUUCACCCCAAUGGAGAUCCUGUGGACCUUCUCCAUUUUCCUGGAGGCGGUGGCCAUAAUGCCGCAGCUCUUCAUGAUCACCAAGACGGGCGAGGCAGAAUCCAUCACCACCCACUACCUGUUCUUCCUCGGCCUCUACCGAGCCCUGUACAUCGCCAACUGGGUGUGGCGUUACCACACGGAGGGCUUCUUCGAUCAGAUCGCCGUGGUGUCCGGCGUCGUGCAGACCAUAUUCUACUGCGACUUCUUCUACCUUUACGUCACAAGGGUGCUUAAAGGAAGAGGAAAGAUGAGCCUGCCGAUGCCCAUUUAAAAAACAGACAUCUGCUCCACUGAGCUACCCGUGGGUGCCUGCUACAGUUCAGCAUAUGAACACAGUCCAUGCCCUUCAACUGUACAUGAAUUUAGCAAUGGGACUAAUGGUUGGACGUCAAUCUGUAUACCAAAAUGAGUGCACCUCUAGAACGGGAUUUUCUGGCUGGCUGGUAUUUUGUGUGUGUGUGUGUGUGUGUGUGUGUGUGUGUGUGUGUGUGUGUGUGUGUGUUUAUGUGUGUGAGUGUCUGCAUAUUUCUGAGUGCUUGGGGGUUUUAUUUUCUACAUGAGAUGCAAAUGUGACACUGGAAAGGUGUCCCUGGGAUACACGUGGUACAUAAUUCAGGCAAGUGAGGAACACUAUGGAAACUGCGUGUCUCAUCUUUCUCUUUUCAGUCCUGAUGGACACUUUGGCUCUGGAGGCCUCAUUCAGACAUAAAUCGGGCGUUGCAGCGAAAAAAGACGUCCUGUCCUCCCACUCAUUUUGAGUCCGGGUAGCGUGUUUAGGCUAUUGCAGUGUGGACCACAAGAAAAUGCAGUGGCCCUAUGCAAAAUCUUAACCAGAAAUGAAUAAACCUGCGAUCAGAUCAGCAGUACUAUCUGUGAAGCUCUUUACACUAAUUUUCUAAUAUGAGACUGUAAAUAUAUAGCUUCCUACUUUAUUACUCGCAAUGGAAGGUAUUCGUGCUUUCUUAUGAGCGCUGGUUGACAUAACAUAUUUUAUGUCAGGGUGUCACAGAUACUACCAUACAGGACAAACAAAUACACAUGCGCAAACAUUCAGAGGUCCGCCAGAUUCAUGUUGCUAUGUGCCUCCAACAACAUCGUACUGCCAGGUGACAAAUCUGAAGCCAGCAGCCGGAAACAGGGUGCUUCCACACCGCCGCACGACCCUGUGCUUCUAUCUGCAACGUCUGAUUUGGUCUGAAUCUGAAGCCUUAGAAUGUCAAACCCACAAAAGUGUAAAUGGGGCUGGCUGUCGCUUUCAUGUACUGCACUCAGAUAGAUUCUAUGUAGCCGUAGUGUUCACACAGUGCAGAUACAGACCUGUGUUGAAGCUGAACCGGUGCCCAGAGUUUCCUACACAUUCUCCCAUCAGCGUCUUCCCUGAUGAUGAUUACAGUAAUGAGAAAUACUGUAGCGUUUGUAAAUGUGUACUCUAUAAUCGUCUUCAUAUUGUCUUCCUCUCUGGUUCUGUAAUGUUGCACACUCCCGGAAUAGCUCACUAUAUUAUGUGCAAAUGACUUCUCUCCUUUAUUGCCAAGUUACGUUUUUUUUGUAUUUCCUCUCAGUGGUCGUCUUUUAUAUUUCAAUGUAUUUCUUCAUGAUAGAAAAAAAAAAGGGCUGAACAUUUUGUCAUGUCUUGAAUGACCGCCAAAGAAGGAGCAGACACCUGCUGCGAGGUUUUCUAGCUCCUCGGUCGCUUCCUUGGUCAAACUGUCUUGUUUCGUCAGGGAUUUUUUUUUUUUUUU
Acanthopagrus latus (yellowfin seabream) is the source of this 2535-nucleotide messenger RNA. RefSeq names its product KDEL endoplasmic reticulum protein retention receptor 3 (gene kdelr3). NCBI's taxonomy places the organism in Eukaryota, Metazoa, Chordata, Actinopteri, Spariformes, Sparidae. Gene Ontology annotation, molecular function: ER lumen protein retrieval receptor activity. The transcript has 5 exons. The coding region runs from base 417 to 1064 and encodes 215 amino acids. Gene Ontology annotation, biological process: protein retention in ER lumen; endoplasmic reticulum to Golgi vesicle-mediated transport. The record is from RefSeq and is a predicted model, not a curated record. Gene Ontology annotation, cellular component: membrane; endoplasmic reticulum; cis-Golgi network.